AUGGAUAUGCCCUGUGAUGAAUUUUGCCAAGUGGUUUUUAAUGCUAUCGACGCUAGCGCUGAGCAUUUUGACAGAACAAUGGGAAGAGCCGAAGAACACGGAAUCGUUGAUCUGUUUCAAGAGCUUGUAAGACACUACAAUUUGAUUGUCGCUCUUGUCCUGCGUCUUGGUCGGAUUUGCAUUCAUGCCACCAACAUUCUUGGCAAUAAUGUCAUCCAGUUUGCCAAUGCUGCAUAA
Molecule: messenger RNA, 237 nt
Organism: Caenorhabditis bovis
Lineage: Eukaryota; Metazoa; Nematoda; Chromadorea; Rhabditida; Rhabditidae
Source: the annotation of a GenBank genome assembly